AUGUUCUUUCUAGAAUCUUCUAAUUCUGAUCUGAGCAAAAAGAACAAAAUCUUUGAAGAGAUGGAAAGUUUACUCAAUCUUGAUGAGUUCAAGCUUGAUGAAGAAGUGGGCUCUUUAGAGAUGCCAGCACUGACGAUGGACUUGGAGAAGGAAAACCCUUUUUGUCUCAGAAAUGCUUAUUUUGUUUUGAGUUGUGUCCUACAAAUAGUUGCUCACUUCAACAGCCAACCAUGGUUCAAUAAAAAUGUUGAGUCUGCCAAGUACAAUGAAACUUGUGGGUUGUGGAGACUGAAGGUGGUGGCAAGUGAUGAUCAAACUAAGUAUAUUUGUCGAUGGCUGGUGGUGGCUAUUGGAGAGAAUUCCGAGAAGGUGAUACCGGAGAUUGAAGGGUUGGAGGAGUUUGGUGGUAGUGUCAUGCAUGCUUGUGAGUACAAGUGUGGUGAAGGGAAUAUUGAAUCCCAAAAUUUGUUUCAUGGAUUUCGUACUUUCAGAGAUGACGAUGGAAUUGAAAGAGGGGAGAAUAUUAAGUUCGAAUUGAACAAAGCAAUUCAAGAGUCGAAGAUUUCAAUAGUUGUCUUCUCGGAGGACUAUGCAUCUUCAAGUUGGUGUCUUGAUGAACUUGUCAUGAUCCUCGAACGCAGAAGGACUGUUGGACAUGUAGUUCUACCUGUUUUCUAUCAUGUGGGUCCAUCUCAUGUGAGGAAGCAAAAGAAAAGUUUCAAAGAAGCAUUUACGAGGCAUGAAGAGAGAUUUCGUGCUGAAGUGAGUGAAAGAAAAGUUGAAUGGAUUGGCAAAGUGGAAGAAUGGAAGGCAGCACUUAGAGAAGCUGCAGAUUUGGCAGGGAUGAACUUACAAAAUCAAACUGACGGACUUGAGUCAAAGUUUAUCCAGAAAAUUGUGAAAGUGGUUGGAGACAAACUAAGUCGCACAACCUUGGGUAUUGCCCCCCACCUGAUUGGAAUAUAUUCUCGAGCCAAAAACAUUGGGCUUUGGUUACAAGAUGAGUCUAGUGAUGUUGGUAUAGUCGCAAUUUGUGGGAUGGGUGGAAUAGGGAAGACAACCAUCGCCAAAGUACUAUAUAAUUUGAACUUCUCAAGAUUCGAAGGUAGCAGUUUUCUUGCAAAUGUAAGAGAAAUUUUAAAACAACAAGAUGGUUUACUUCGAUUACAACGACAACUUCUUUCAGAUAUGUUAAAGGGAAGAAAGGAAAAUUUGUAUAGUGUUGAUGAAGGAGUUGUAAAGAUUAAAAAUGCAUUAUGUUGCAAAAAAGUUCUUGUAGUCCUUGAUGAUGUGGAUACAGUAGAUCAAUUGGAUGCAAUACUUGGAAUGAGAGACUGGCUUUCUCAAGGUAGUAAAAUCAUCAUAACCACUAGGCGUGAGCGAUUGCUCAAGGCUCAUGAAGUUUGUCGGGUGCACAAGGUUGAAAAAUUGGACAAUGAUGAAUCCUUAGAGCUCUUUAGUUGGCAUGCCUUUGGGAAAAAUUGUCCCAUUGGUGGUUUCAUUGAGGACUCAAAAAGGGUGGUACAUUACUGUGGAGGGCUUCCAUUAGCUAUAAAAAUUUUGGGUUCUUCUCUGUCUGGAAAAAGUUUAAAUAUCUGGAAAAGUCAAUUAGAAAAAUUGAAAGCAUUUCCUGAUCAUGAAAUCCUUGGAAAACUCAAAAUAAGCUAUGACUCUUUACAAGAUGACCACGAUAAAAAUUUAUUCCUCCAUGUUGCUUGUUUCUUUGUUGGGAUGGAUGAAGAUUGGGUAGUCACAAUUCUGGAUGGAUGUGAUUUUUACACAAUGGUUGGGAUUCAAAAUCUCAUUGAUAGAUGCCUAUUAACAAUUGAUGAACGCAAAAAGUUGGUGAUGCAUCAAUUGGUUCAAGAAAUGGAAAGAGAAAUUGUUCGGCAAGAAUCACCUAAGGAGCCAGGAGAACGUAGUAGACUUUGGAAUCACAAGGAUUCCUUGAAUGUUUUGAGAGAAAAUACUGGGACAAGAAAAAUCGAAGGCCUCACACUUGAUAUGAAUUUGUUCAAGAAAGACAAACAUGACAGGACAAUUUUUGGUGUUAAUAGAAAACGUCAUUAUGAUGAAUUCCUCGACACGCCAUUUUUAACAAAUGUAGGCAACUCAUUUAAAAGAUAUUGUUUUGGCAUGUUCUCCUCGAAGAAUGUAGGCACUGCUCAAGGAAAUUCAAAUCAAGUAACUUUGGAAGUUGAUGCAUUUGCAAGGAUGCAUAAACUAAAACUUUUGCAGCUCAAUUAUGUGCAAAUAAGUGGAAGCUUGAAAAAUUUUCCUAAAGGAUUAUGAUGGUUAUGUUGGCAUGGAUUCCCUUUCAAAUCUAUACCCUGUGAUUUUCCUUUGGAGAGCAUGAUUGUUCUUGACGUGAGUUAUAGUAGCUUGCAAAAAAUUUGGGAAGGAGACAAGGUAUGUUGCAAAUGUAUAUAUAUAUUUUUAAUUUCGUAUGAAAACUGAAGAAAUAUUAAUAGUAGCUUUUUCUUGUUUAACAGCUUCUCAAGUCACUAAAAAUCCUUGAUCUUAGUCAUUCCCAUUACCUUAAAACUCCCGACUUCUCGAAAGUCCCCAAUCUGGAGAAGUUGAUAUUUAAAAAUUGUGCAAGGCUAGUUGAGGUUCACGAAUCCAUUGGACACCUUGAGAGACUUGUUUUGUUCAAUUUAAAAGAUUGCAAAAAUUUGAGGAAGCUCCCGAGAAGCAUUUGUAUGCUAAAGUCUUUGGAAACACUUGACAUCUCAGGUUGCUCAAAUCUUGAGGAACUGCCAACAGGAAUGGAGACUAUUGAGUCAUUAACAGUUCUCCAUGCAAAUUGAAUUUCCAUAAGUCAAUUACUCUCUACCAGUAAAGAGGUCAAAUCAUGGCAUUCAUUCAUCUAUCCCUCUCUGUUGAAGCCAAGAAAAAGCAUGGAAAUUUUAUGGGCUCUUUUACCACGGUCCUUGGUACACUUAAGUCUUGAGGACUGUAAUUUAUCAGAUGAUGAUUUUCCUAGGGAUCUUAGCAACCUAUCCUCGUUGCAGAUUUUAAAUCUGAGUGGUAAUGCAAUUCGUAGCGUCCCAAAUUGCAUCAGAGGUCAUUUUGGACUCCAAAAGCUUUAUUUAAUUGGGUGCAAAAAGCUCUGGUCAGUUGAAGUGCAGCACAAAUUAAAAGAAUUAUAUAUCCCAGGAUGUAUAUUGUUGGAGAAAGUAACCUUUCAAUCACUUCCAUUAACCCUAGAAUGUAAGAACAUAUGGGGCAAUCAAUUUGUCAAUAGCAGGUUAGAAAGAACAUUUCUAUCCCUGGACUCAGAGCACAAUCUAGUUGAGAUUGAGGGAGAUUUCAAGUUUGAACCUCUAGGAAAUAUUGACAUGGAGAUAAUUAACAAUUUGGGCUUGUCCAACUUAGGAUCCAUGGGAUGCUCAAAUGUUAUGCUUUCAUGCCAUGGGUCACAGAAAGCAAGGAAGUUUCCCCUGCAGGGAUGUCAUGAAACACACAUAUUCUGUGCUUAUUGUUUGGGAAGCAAGGUUCCAGACUUGUUUAAUCUUAAAAAUGAAGGAUAUUCAAUAUCAUUUACUGUGCCAUCGCAUCUUAAUUUCAGAAUCCGAUGCUUGAGUGUAUGUUCUAUUUAUGCACUUUCCAGUAAACGAAAAGAAGAUUAUCGCUUUAAUUGUGAUGCACAUACUAUUAUCAGUAAUACGACCAAGAGUUUGAUUUGGAGUCAUUCCCCAUAUGUCUUUGGCAUUCCGGAAGCUGAUGAGGAUAUGAUGAUGCUAAGUUAUUGGAAGUUUGAAAAUCAGUUGGAAAGUGGCGAUGAACUGAAUAUUUCAGUGGUUGGAAAUGAAUAUUUUCAAGUAAAGGAGGUCGGAGUCCAUUUUGUGUACAAGGAGCAAGAAGAGAAGAGUAGCCAAUCAACUAGUGAAGAAGCAUCCCAACAAUUCUCUCUCUAUGGAAAUGUAGUUCCCGGAAAUGCAUCUGUAGUACGUCCAGCGCGCAAAAAAGUAUACAGUCUAGGCUGCCAUUGGGAGAAUUGUAGAAUUUGUGAUGGUCUAUAAUCUCAGCCUUCAUGCACUACUACCUCGGGAAUUGGUUGUUAAGGAUUUCGAUUAAGUGAUAUGAAUCAGUUGUAUAUUGCUAGUGCCUCUGCUUUGUGAUUUUCUGUUAUUUAGGAAGAAGUUAUUUCAGUGAGAGAGAAAAUGUUGCUACUUUUCUUUGAUUUUGAUGAUGCUGUGUACUACUGUUUAGGUGAAGCUACUGCUACUGGGAUUAUAUUUUACUUUGGAAUUGCUCAGAGUUAUAUUUUAA
Messenger RNA from Camellia sinensis, 4275 nucleotides. Lineage: Eukaryota; Viridiplantae; Streptophyta; Magnoliopsida; Ericales; Theaceae. The record is from RefSeq and is a predicted model, not a curated record.